This is a messenger RNA of Acinonyx jubatus (cheetah), 1963 nucleotides long. Its product is annotated as cytochrome b-245 chaperone 1. The record is from RefSeq and is a predicted model, not a curated record. The transcript has 7 exons. The coding region runs from base 335 to 898 and encodes 187 amino acids. Lineage: Eukaryota; Metazoa; Chordata; Mammalia; Carnivora; Felidae.
CAGAUGCUUGAUUUGACCUUCCUGGAGUUUCUGCAAAGCCACUCACGAGCUGGGUCCCUCGAGUAGUGCUUUGCGGGGGCUGCGGUCUUCGGGGCAGUUAGGCCGCUCGGCGCAGCAUUUACUCAGCAGAUGCUUGUGCUCGUCCUGACCCUCCGUUGCAUAGCCUGUUGUCCCAGCGGCCGGAGGGGAUCGUUAGAGUGGCUUUCUCGGCCAACGCCAGGGCGUACUCAAGCUACCGCGAGCCUUCACUUCCCUUUCUUGGUGGAGGCCGGCACAGGGAAAUGAGGGCGAGCUGCCCGUCUCCUGUUGACAGUGGUGCCCUCGCGGUCCAGGGAUGUACAUGCAGGUGGAGUCACGCACCAGCUCCUGCCUCCAUCUGAAGAGGGCUCCAGGCAUCAGGUCCUGGUCUCUGCUUGUUGGAAUCUUGUCUAUUGGCCUGGCUGCCGCCUACUACAGUGGAGAUAGUCUGGGCUGGAAACUCUUCUACGUUACUGGCUGCCUGUUCGUGGCCGUGCAGAACCUGGAGGACUGGGAGGAAGCUGUCUUCAACAAGGGCACCGGGAAGGUUGUGCUGAAGACGUUCAGCUUGUAUAAGAAGCUGCUGACUCUUUUCCGAGCUGGUCACGACCAAGUGGUGGUCCUACUGAAUGACAUCCGGGACGUGAACGUGGAGGAGGAGAAGGUCCGCUAUUUCGGGAAGGGCUACGUGGUGGUGCUGCGGCUUGUGACGGGCUUUUCCCACCCCCUCACCCAGAGUGCCAUCAUGGGUCACCGCAGUGACGUGGAAGCCAUUGCCAAGCUUAUUGCAACCUUCCUGGAACUGCACCGCCUUGAGAGCCCCGUGGAGCUGUCUCAGAGCAGUGACAGUGAGGCUGAUGGUCCCGGGAGCCAGAGCUGACGCCCGCAGAGCCCCUGGCCUUGGUUCUGGUGGCACCCUCGUGGGCCUCCUGGGCCACCAGCAAGUCUUCCUCCAGCGCCUGGCUGUGUCCCUGGCAGCCCCGGGGUGGGACCCUCAGCCAUUCCUGCUGCUUGCUUCUGUCCUCUGAGGACGCCACAGGCUGGACUUCCUCUGCGGGCUUUGAGGUGUCCGGGGAGGGCAUGAGCCUCAGAUCUGCCUCUUCCUGGCAUCGGACGGCUCCAGCCUGGGCAGCGUGGGGACCGGGUCUCUGGAAUGGGAAGGAUGCCCAGGCUCCCCAGGGUGGGGAGGAAGGUUUGCCAGCACUGGCUCCCCCCGAGCUGUUCAACCCCCCGGUGCAGCAGGUGAGCACAGGGCCAGCAGCUGGGUCAGGCUCUGAGGAUGCCCAUGCUGGCGUGUUGUCCCCAGGAAUCCCAGUGCUCCCUACACACAACCUCCCUUCCCCGGCUGGAUGUCCUCAUUGGUUAGAGAGGUCCUUCCUUGCCCAGGGUCUGCAGGGCCCAGGGCAGAUGGCGAGGGUCCUGUCUGGCUGUGUGCACUGUGGCCACGCCUGAGACCUCCCCAGCCCACAGACAGCAGUCUCCACCCAGGAUCACGGCUGGGCUGUCACAGGGCAGAGAAGACCUCAGCCUAGGCGAAGCCUGCUGGUCAAGAGGAGGCUCUCCUGGCUUCACGGUAGGCCUAAGCCAGGGCAUCUCCCUUAAGAAUCAGGUCCUAGCUUCUUGAACCCAGGCAAGAGGUGGGCUGGGCCCACAGCUGCCCCUCAGUGGGGCCCAGGGCCGCAGGGCGGCGAGGGCACCUCUGAGCAGGCCCUCAGGAGGCUGUGUCUAGGAAUGGUCAGGACACAGAGCACUGCAGUGUCCCCAGGCCCUGGGUGAGUGAGGACAGUAGUUUCUAGGAAGCGAGAGAAACAAGACACUCCCUCUUCUCCAUGGUGGCCGCCAACUAGCCCUGAUUUGAGGACACAGUCAUUUAUACAAGCCAAAGUUAGGUUUUUAAGUGGUCAAGUCAAAGCCUUUUUCUAAAAUAAAGUAUGAAACGUCGUAA